Messenger RNA from Bactrocera neohumeralis, 2165 nucleotides. Its product is annotated as dnaJ homolog subfamily C member 2. Gene Ontology annotation, biological process: regulation of translational fidelity; 'de novo' cotranslational protein folding. The transcript is spliced from 3 exons. Gene Ontology annotation, molecular function: Hsp70 protein binding; ribosome binding. Gene Ontology annotation, cellular component: cytosol. The record is from RefSeq and is a predicted model, not a curated record. Bases 92 to 1945 code for a protein of 617 amino acids. Lineage: Eukaryota; Metazoa; Arthropoda; Insecta; Diptera; Tephritidae.
UUUUGACAAUUACGACCCUCCACCAGGCAGCUGUAUGCCUUGUCGAUUUGCUUAUAUAUUUUUUCAAAAUUAUUGUUGAUCUCGGCGAAAAAUGCUGGAAUUUGUGGAAAUUAAUUGCGAUUUUGCAUUUAGUCAUAGAAAUGUUGAACGCGUAGGCUUAGCAUUUCUCAAUUUAAAUAGAUACAACGCUAUCACUGAAGAGGCGGCAGAGAGAAAUGACGAUGCGGUGGAUAAGUUACCUGAAGAAUUCGCGGUCGAUGUGGACUACCUGAAAUCACUAGAUCCCAAAGAAUGGAAAGAUCAUGAUCACUAUGCAAUACUUGGAUUAGGUAAAUUAAGAUUUAAUGCUACAGACGACGAUAUACGGCGUGCUUACAGACGUAUGGUGCUAAUGCAUCACCCAGACAAACGGAAAGCAAAAGGCGAAGAAGUAAACACUGAUGAAGAUUAUUUUACUUGUAUUACUAAAGCUUAUGAAAUACUUGGCACGUCGAAGACAAGACGCGCUUACGACUCUGUUGAUCCCGAGUUUGAUGACUCAUUUCCGACUCAAGCAGAGAUUGAUAAAAACAUUUAUGAAUGUUUUAAUAAAUGUUUUGACUUAAAUGCGCGUUGGAGUGAAAAGAAAAGUGUGCCAAAAUUCGGCGAUGAAAAUUCGAAACGUGAACACGUGGAAGAGUUCUAUAGCUUUUGGUACGACUUUAAGUCUUGGCGGGAAUUCAGUUAUCUGGAUGAAGAAGAUAAAGAAAAAGGUCAAGAUCGAGAUGAAAGACGUUGGAUUGAAAAGGAAAAUAAAGCGCUACGUAUAAAAAGAAAAAAGGAAGAAAUGAUGCGUAUACGAGCGUUAGUCGAUUUAGCUUACAAUAAUGAUAAACGUAUACAAAAGUUUAAAAAUGAGGAAAAAGAAAAAAAAUUGGCCGCUAAACGAGCCAAAAUGGACGCUGCACAGGCACAAAAGGCCGAACAAGAGCGUGCGCUACGGGAAGCACAGUUGGCGAAGGAGCGUGCUGAAAAAGCUGAACAAAAACGAAUCGAGCAAAUACGCAUCGAGAAGGAACAAAUGAAGAAGGUUCUGAAAAAGGAACGAAAGACAUUGCGCGACAAAUUAAAAGAAGCCAAAUACUAUGGAAACAAUGAUAAAGAGACACUUAAAAACAUGGAAGGUGUGGAAAAGAUUUGUGAGAUGUUCAAUUUAACUGAAUUGCAGGAACUUAACAAAGAUAUUGAAAAGAAGGGGCAAAAUGCUUUUUUUGUUGCAUUGAAAACGGUUGAAAAGAAAAUAGCCGCCGAACUGGAAGAGCUCAAUCAAACACAGCAAAAGAAAGUGACUAAGAAUGAGAAAGAAGUGAAGAAGAAUGAUGUUUGGAACAAUGAAAAUAUGCAACUACUGAUAAAAUCUGUCAAUUUGUUUCCAGCUGGCACAUCACAGCGUUGGGAUGUGAUCGCUGCUUUUAUAAACCAACACUCCACCGCUGGUGUGACAGUGACCGCGCGUGAUGUUCUCAAUAAAGCAAAAGCUAUGCAAAAUAGUGACUUCUCAAAAAGUUCUCUUAAAACACAAGCAAAUGAUACUGCAUUCGAAAAUUUCAAUAAAUCCAAAAAGGAUGUACAGACUUGCAAUGAUAUCACAGUCAAUCAACCAGUUGUGAAUAAUGUUAAUGUAGAGGCCAAUGUAAGUACAAAUGGUAAUAAAGAGCCGAGUGAUAAUGAUAAAACUGCUAACAAGGUAUCGAACAAGUCAACAGCCGCACCAAAAACGUGGACAAAAGAGGAGCAGGCGCUGCUAGAACAAGCCAUUAAAACUUAUCCAAUCUCAACACCUGAUCGCUGGGAGAGAAUAGCUGAAUGCAUACCGAAUAGAACCAAGAAAGAUUGUUUACGUCGUGUCAAAGAACUAGUGGAGCUGGUGAAUUCAAAGAAAGAGGCACAACAAUCGGUCAAAUGAUUAAAUCAUAUACACAUAAUAAUGAUUAUUUAUUUGUCCCUUUAAUGGAUUUUAUGUAAUAUAAUUCAAAUAAAAACGUUAAAUCAUAUAUAGAGAAAUAGUUAUAUGAUUAAUGCGCAUUAUACUUGUACUUUAAAUAGCGACAAUAUAAUACUAGUAAAAUAUGAAGUGUUAAUGUCGCUUACAAUAAAAGAUAACUGCUUACUGACAGCCAAUACAA